Molecule: messenger RNA, 2502 nt
Organism: Puccinia graminis f. sp. tritici CRL 75-36-700-3
Lineage: Eukaryota; Fungi; Basidiomycota; Pucciniomycetes; Pucciniales; Pucciniaceae
Exons: 5
Coding region: 1-2001 (666 amino acids)
Source: RefSeq, a predicted model, not a curated record
AUGGUCUGCAAUCGACCCCUGCAGGGUGCGGGCGCGAGACGCGUCUGCAAGGCUUUAACAAGUCAAGUGCGUGAACUGUCACGGCGAUCGCCUUUGUCGGAGUUUUCCUCCGAGGAGCCCCCGGGGGUUGUGACUAAAGUGAGAGGUUUGGGAGACAGCCAGCGGAAGCACUGGUCUAUUGAUGGCCGGUUUUGGCUGCUGAUUCACCGGUUUUGGCACCACAUUAUACCACCAGAGAAAUGUGAGCCACACCUAACAAGGACUGCAUACUUUUCAGGAACUCUACGCACUACAAAUCCGAUGGAUGAUGUGCGGCCCUGGAUAAUCAAGAAAAUCAUAGAAGGACCACUGAAGCGUUUAGAGACUGAGUCGAUAUUGGAUAAACAGACUGCAAGCGUCUUACCACUGGAGCCAUUUCGCACACAAAAGAUCCAAUUCGUUCGAUUCCAUUCUCCUCAUCGGUGGGGAUCGCAGGAGCCGGUUUGGGCUGAGGCGUCUGAUCGGGACGUGGUUAUCCUCGUCUAUCUCUCCCCACAGAUCAUCCAAAAGUUCGAGUCCGAUCAGAAGGCUGAUAAACGCUCAUUCGGCCAACUCGGCUUUCCCACCUUCUCGUUGGGCGGUUGUCGCUGGAUUUGGGACGCCCCUCCUAAUACCAAUCGCAGCGGCGAAAGAAUCUUCAAAAACCAACUCUGUCUCAAAGUCGUCUCAGAUCUUCCCAAAAAGGUUUUCAAAUUCGGCUCUGUCAUCAAUUGUCCCGCCCCAAGUUUUCGCUCCCUAAAGGAUUCCAGGAGCUCUCGUGAUCUGUAUACGCUUAACUUGGCACUCAAGGAAAAUCCGCAAUGGAACUUAUUGGUUAAACGAUUGCGGGUCACUCAUGAUCCGAGAUUGACGGCAUCAGGAUUGGACACGACUGAUGGUUCCCGAGACUUGAGCUCAUUAGUUUACGUGUCGAUUCCUCUUCCCAGUGUGUCGAAGCCUCGUGGAGCCCAAGCCCGUAGGAAGGCGCGACAAUCCAAACCAUAUUCGAAACCGACCGAGCUACAAUCCAAGUCCGCAACAACUCAUGGCCCCAUGGAAGUGCGGAAUAAGGAAAUCACAGAUUCGGCGACCGAUCACCCGAAAAAGAAGCGAAAGUUAAUUUCAACUGGCCCGGUUUCAAAGACAAAUGUGGCCGAUAUGUCAAACGUGGAUAGCAACCUGGAUACAGUGAUGGGGCAAGGUGCUUCGAGUGUUAGAUCGCCUGAUGGAGCUCACGCGGUCAAAGUAGCCGGGAAGGAUCUUCUCCGAUCAGAACCAAACCUGUCUGAUCGAUCAGAAGCUGGCCCAGAGAAUCACAACCCUAAAAUGGCAGAUGUUUCCGUGAGAACCGAACCACUUCAGCACCGAUCAACAUCCACUGAUAGAAUACCGGAAGAACAAAAUGAUACCGUAAUGCUGAACGUCAGCUUGAAAACCGGACCACUCGAGCACCAAUCAAAACCCAAUGUGUCUGAUAAUCUCGAAAAUGAGAGACGAGAUACCGAUGUAGCGAAUGAUUCUUCGAAGGUUCAAUUACUUGGGCAGCCAUCAAACUUACGGGUUUCAAGUGGAUCCGCAAAUCUCGCCGAUGAUGGGGCUGUUGUAAUGACUGGCAUUGCUGCUACCCCGUCGAUCAAUCUGCGAGAAACCUCUACAUCUGUUACAGCUAAGAAUGAUGAGCGGAGAACAAGUGAUCCAUCCAGGGGCGUUUCAUCAGGGGAACAACCUAGAUCAGAUGCCGCUGCCGCUUCCUCGAGACAAGUUACUCCGACUGAAGCGCGUCGGGAAAAUUCCAAAUUACAGCUUCUAUCAUCAGCUUCUGCUCCUCUGGACCAACCCGGAACCUUUUCAAUUUAUUUCUCGUCCGAUGAUUACCCCGAACUCGGACAUUCUAACAUCUCUCCUGGCUGCUCUCGUCCCCGCUCUUCUAAACCGUUUGUUUUGAAAAUCAAAGGACGUAGAUUAUCGAAAUACUUUCUUUGAAGAUCUGUCAUCUGUUCACAUCUUGCAUACAUAAAUCAUCACAGAACUACCUUUCUUGUUAUUGAUCACCUCCCAUAGAGUUCUUCUUGUAAAUCACAUCGGUCUUUUUGUUUCAUUUACAUCAAUCUAAAAAUUUUCAAGUCAUUAGUUUGCAUCAAUACAUCAUCAUAGAAGCACCUUUUCUUGCCCUUGUUUAUCUUCCUUAGAGUUCAUGUAAAUCAGUCGGAUACUUCUUGUUUCACACGCACCAAUUCAACCUUUUCAAGUCAUUGGGGUAUUUGUACUUCGGUUUUGUUUGUCACACCUUCACUGCCAAUCAACUCCCCAAGAUUACUUUACAUCUAUGGCAUCCUUCCUUGCCUCUUUUUCUUAGUUAUAUGCCUCACAGAAAUCUGUUAUAACAACCGCUGUCAUAUCAUUUUUUUUCCUGAAAAACUUGCAUGUUUUGAAGGAUCAUGAUGAUUCACAAGUCCACCAAUCGUGAAUUGAUGAAUAAAAAAA